Molecule: messenger RNA, 2554 nt
Organism: Rhodamnia argentea
Lineage: Eukaryota; Viridiplantae; Streptophyta; Magnoliopsida; Myrtales; Myrtaceae
Product: LEAF RUST 10 DISEASE-RESISTANCE LOCUS RECEPTOR-LIKE PROTEIN KINASE-like 1.5
Exons: 1
Coding region: 181-2133 (650 amino acids)
Biological process (GO): protein phosphorylation
Molecular function (GO): protein kinase activity; ATP binding
Source: RefSeq, a predicted model, not a curated record
UUGGUCUCCUCCGUCAAUGUCCGCCAUUUUUUUUUCGAGCUUUGUCUUCACGUCGCCUCUUUUCACGUGAUUCUCUCUCUCUCUCUCCCCCCACCAUCUUCACUCUCUCUCUCUCACUAGACACAUUGACUUUGACCCUUUUCUCACUCUCUCGCUCUCUCCCACUCGUUCUCCGCCACCAUGCCUCCGCUCCCGCUCCGCCUCCUCGUCGUCGUUGCCGUACUGAUCCUCGCCCCUCGUCUCGCCCUCUCCCACCUCUGCUCCACCCCACCCGGCGACCCGUGCCCGCCCUUCCCCUCCUCCUCCGCCCCGCCCUACCCCUUCUCCGCCUUACCCGGCUGCGGCCACCCCUCCUUCCAGAUCCGCUGCGCCUCCCCCCACUCCCUCCUCUCCAUCAACGGCCUCUCCUUCUCUCUCCUCCGCUACGACCCUAACUCCUCGUCCCUCACUCUCUCCCCUUGCCCCACGCCUCCGCCCUCCUCCCUCGACAACUGCUCGUCGCCGCCGCCGCCGCCUCGCUCCUCCGCCAUCCCGAGCCGCACCAUCUCGCUCUCCGGAUCCCCGUUCCGCAUCUCUGACUCUUCUUGCUCGCGCCUCUCCAUGCUCCGCCCCUGCCCGCCGCCAAACCUCCCCAAUUGCAGUCGCUGCCCGUGGGAGUGUAAGCUCAUCAAGAGCCCUAUUAAUCUGCUUCGCGACUGCGGGUCCAAUGCGCACCGUUUCAGCUCCCAGCAGGGUUGUCAAGCUGACGUUCUUGGCUAUCUCGAUAAUGUCUUGAACUUUGGCAUCGAGGUCGAGUUCGACUCGGCUCAGGACUCCUACUUCGCGAGUUGCCCCGCUUGUCGGGCCGAUGGCGGUGUCUGCGGCUUCAACUCCUCCGACCCGGGAAAGCAGUUUAUCUGCUUCCGCUCGCAGUCCCGGAUCUCGCCGCCGUGGAUCCGGCGCGGCAACCCGAACCGCGUUGCUGCGCUGGGGCUCAUCUUCGCCUUGACGUGCCUACUGCUUCUGUUUUCGGGGAUCGUCACGAUCUUCCGGUCAAGGCGGCUCGGGGCCGCCUCUUCCUCGGAGGAAGAUCCGAACGUCGUCUUCCUCCGCCGCCACCGCUUGGCGAGCCUCCUCCCGCCGGUGUUCACUUACGAGGAGCUUGAGGAAUCCACAGACCGGUUCGACCCGAGACGGAAGAUUGGCGACGGCGGGUUCGGGUCGGUCUUCCUGGGGAGGCUACGAGACGGCCGGACCGUCGCCGUAAAGCACCUGCACAAGCACCACAACGCCGCGGCGGCGGGGCGCGCGUUCUCCACCAAGUUGUUCUGCAACGAGAUCUUGAUACUCUCGUCGAUCGACCACCCGAAUCUCGUCAAGCUCCACGGGUACUGUUCCGACCCGAGAGGACUACUCUUGGUCUACGACUAUGUCCCUAACGGGACUCUCGCCGACCACCUCCACGGUCCCAAGAGCUCGCACAAGAAAGGCUCGCUGACGUGGCCGGUGAGGCUUGACAUGGCGGUGCAGAUCGCCACGGCCAUCGAGUACUUGCACUUCUCGGUGACUCCGCCGAUAGUGCACAGGGACAUAACGUCGUCGAACAUAUUCGUCGAGAAGGACAUGAGGAUCAAAGUCGGUGACUUCGGGCUCUCGAGGCUGUUGGUAUUCGACAGGACGGGGAACCCAUCAUCUACGACCGAUUCAGAGUACAUAUGGACUGGUCCUCAGGGGACGCCGGGUUACUUGGACCCGGACUACCACCGGUCAUUCCGGCUGACGGACAAGAGCGACGUGUAUAGCUUCGGGGUGGUGCUGCUGGAGCUGUUGUCGGGGAUGAAGGCGGUGGAUCAGGAGAGGGCCAAGGCGGAGAUGGCGCUGGCCGACCUGGUGGUGUCGCGGAUACAGACGGGGAUGCUCCACGAGGUGGUGGACCCCGCGAUGGCGGUUGGCGGCGGAGGGGAGGCAGCGAUGGAGGAGGGUGUCUCCGCCGUGGCUGAGCUGGCGUUCCGGUGCGUCGCCGCGGACAAGGACGACCGGCCCGACGCGCGGGAGGUGGCGGAGGAGCUCAGGCGGAUCAAGGGGCGAGCGCGCGGUGGGCCCGGUUUGAAUAUCGCCGCGGCAGUGGUCCCUGCCGACGUGGCAAGGGAAUGAAUUGUGGGGCGGGAGUAUUUUUGUUAAAUUUGAAGAAUUAUUGGGAGACAACGAAUUUUAAGAGAUGGGGUAAAGCAUGUGGGAGAAGUUUGACCGGCGAUGCGUGAUGAUGGAUGGAGGUUGUUGUCAGAAGAUAGUGUGGUCAUCUCUGGAGGCAGAGAUUUAUAGGGUGGCGUUGAUAGAUCUUUUUGUCUUCCCUUCGUAACAUGUCUCUGUUCUGUUCUGUUCUGUUCUUCUUGGCUUUCGCACGCAGAUUUUUUGAACUCUUCUGAGAUUUGAUUGGGUUUGUGUUUUGCCACCGAAAAGACAAGGAGGGGCGAGAGAGAGAGAGAGAGAGAGAGUGAACUACGCUUGUCAUUAAUGCUUAAUGAAUGGGCGGUUAUGAUUAAGGUCAUUAAUGGAAAGAUCGAUUUCGGCCGUG